UCACUGGGUCUCGGUCAGUGAUUACUCACCGGCAACCGGUGAUCGCUGAGUAUCUCCAACGGGGGAGAGACCUGUGUUGCUUUGUAUGGCUCUGCAUAGCAGAGCCAUACAAAGCAAUGUGCUUAGAGUGGACAGCACACAGACAGCAUACUGUGAAACAGCACACAGUAAACCCUACAUGUUAACCCCUUCCUUCCCAGUGUCAUUAGUAUAGUGUCAGUGCUUUUUAUUAGCACUGAUCACUGUGUUGGUGUCACUGGGGAUGUCAGUAGCAGUUAGUCAGUUCCCUCCCCCAGUGUCAGAAUGCCAGCCACAGU
Staurois parvus is the source of this 317-nucleotide messenger RNA. NCBI's taxonomy places the organism in Eukaryota, Metazoa, Chordata, Amphibia, Anura, Ranidae. The record is from the annotation of a GenBank genome assembly.